UAGCUUUCUUUUUUAUAGAAGAAAAAAAAAGUAAUUUUCUCAAUUAGAUACCUAUAACACAUAUAUGGCUAAAAUAGCGAAACUAGAAGUUCAAGUGGAGCUCAAGUCCUCUGCCGAAAGGUUUUUUGAGAUCAUCAACUGCAAACAGCACCUUAUACCUAAAAUAAGCCCUGACAUAGUAAAGGACAACAAGUUAAUUAAAGGUGACUUGAAGUCGAAAAAUAAUAAUAAUACUUUCAUCGGCUUUGCCCUAUUACUGCUAGACAAAUCCGAGACUGCUAAACACAUGGUUGAAGAAUUAGAUGAGGAGAACAAGUUAAUCACUUUAAAGAUGAUUGAUGGAGACGUGAUGAAGUAUUACAAUAAUGUAAAGGCCACGUUUCAUGUCACUGGAAAUAUGGGCCAGAAAGGAAGCUUAGUUAAAUGGACUUUUGAGUAUGAGAAGAUGAACGACAAUAUACCGGACCCUACGAAGUAUGCGGAGCUUUCUUCAGUUAUUAUAAAAUCUAUUGAUGCUUACCUCAUAAAAAAUGCAUAAGUAGUUUACGAGCUACUUCUUAUGAUCCCUUACCAUGCGUAUCUAAAACUUAAAUAAAAUGCUAUGGGAAGCACUUAUCUUGACAAAUAUGUGAAAUAAUUGCUUCCAUUAGGUAAUGAUAUAUAUGGGUACGUAUGUGAUCAGCUUAAGUACAUCACGUACUGUUUUUAUGAAAUUCUCUACUUGAGUUAGAUUUUAUGAAAUAGUUAUUUUUAGAGUUCACUUACGUUCCGUAA
Molecule: messenger RNA, 774 nt
Organism: Humulus lupulus (European hop)
Lineage: Eukaryota; Viridiplantae; Streptophyta; Magnoliopsida; Rosales; Cannabaceae
Product: MLP-like protein 28
Exons: 2
Coding region: 65-538 (157 amino acids)
Biological process (GO): defense response
Source: RefSeq, a predicted model, not a curated record